Cataglyphis hispanica is the source of this 2334-nucleotide messenger RNA. RefSeq lists its product as uncharacterized. Bases 558 to 2162 code for a protein of 534 amino acids. The record is from RefSeq and is a predicted model, not a curated record. The transcript has 3 exons. Lineage: Eukaryota; Metazoa; Arthropoda; Insecta; Hymenoptera; Formicidae.
CGCAAAGGUUUGGUAACCCUGACUCGAUGAUGUACCUGGACGACCUUGGGGACCAAGCGAUCCAGGACGGCCCGGACGACUUCGACCGGGCGGACCAGGUGGGCCCUGCAUGAGUGCUGCCAUCUCAGUCAUCUGUUCUUUGGAAGGACGAAGGAAGCGAACUGACAACACUGGAACAGCGAGCGGCAGCCGACUUUAAACAAGCGACGUUGCCGGGAUAGGAUCUCUUCUUUCUUCUUUGCCGGUACCGGAGAAUUACGCAGAGUUGAAAGACGAUCCCAUGGUGUUGAUUUGUAGAUGAUCAAAAGAUUAUUGUGAAAGUCUUCGAAAACAACGAGGUCGCAUCAUAGGGAUCUGCACACGAGGUGGCGCCACAUCAGAGCCAAAACGAAGAAGUCCUAUCGCUGGCAGACGAAGUUUAUAAGUGACGAGUCAGCACGAGGGUGACUACACUGUGCGACCGCAACGACUUUUUAAGAGAAAGUCAAUGCGCGAUGAAGAGCGGUGGAAGAACAAUCAAAGAAUACUCAUCUUAGGAUUCGUCGAAUUUGGAUGAAAUGCGGGCAUUCAACGACACACAAUUAAAUAAAAGAAGCUUCCGUGUUUCCGCUGGUGUGACUUUGCGAGAGUGCAGUGUCGUCAUUAUCGGAAGUACAUGCAAAAUAUGCGGUAGAAACUUUAAAUGCGAAAGCGAUGUUUCUCUGCACUCACAAUGGCGACAUGGAACUAUAGGAUCGUUAAUCAUGCAGGAUACUCUACAUCACGAGAUUUAUCUCGAAAGCAUCGGUCAGAAAUGCGAUAUAUGCGAUGUACAAUUUCACACUAUCUCAGACUUGAAGAUUCACAAACGAUUGAUACACAAGCAUGGUACAAGAUCUAAAUACAGAAAGAGACCAGGAAAAGAAACAGUACGCGUAAAAUUCAAACUAAACGGAAUGACAACAAUGGAUGUGAAUUUGAAUCGAAAGUAUUUAAAAAUGGAAAACUGUCUCAGAUAUUUCGUUGACGCCGGUACGCAAACUACGGACUCGCUCGAAAUUGAGAAACAUCCAGAUAACUGCGGUGCUGAUAUUGAUUUGUUUCUCUCAGACUAUGUUGUGAAUAACAGUUAUAUGCAACAUGUACGGCCCCACAAAGCCGCAAAUCGAUACAUUGUAGGUAAAUUCACAUCUACUAAAGGCGAUGCAACAGUGCGUUUUGCUGUAGGGGGAAGAAGUCUUUUAGAGAUCUCGAAUACUUCGAAUAGAGACGUAAUCCCUGAUAACCGCGGUUCAUAUAAAGAAUAUGAAAAUCAUCGCAGUUUCACUUUUCAAGAAAAUACAGCGGAUACAUGGAUCAGAAGUUUCUUCAAUAAUUUAGACAUUUAUAAUAAAGAAAACUCGCAAGGAAAGCUAAACGAGCCAGAAAGAAAAAACGCAUAUUGUCAAGUCGAAUCUUUAUCGAACGAUAACAAAGGUCUCAUCUAUCAGCGAGAUAAGUUUGACAAAACAACAUCAGUAAUGUCUAAACAACUCUCGACCAAAGAAAUCCGUUACGAUCCUAUGAAACAGCCUUACGAAGCUACAGGCGAUAAAAGAAGUGCUAAAAGAAAUGCUAAAUUAACAAAGUCUUUAGCAGAUUUUGAAGAAAUAAUUAUUGAUAAUGAAAAUAAUAAAAUCGAUGAAACGGUAACAAAACAUUCGCACGCUUCCUUAAUUCAAAAUUCCUUUAACAAAAAAAAUGAAUUGAUAAAAGAUAAUUUAAAUGAUGAUGAUAUACAGGAAGUGUUACGAAUAACGAGAAAAAAUAUUCAAAGCGAUAUCAAUCACGAAUCACCUAAUCGUUUCGAAAGAGAGAUAUUGGUACAAAAUACUGGCAAUGAAACGCUUAGGUUUCCCACACGGCAGGAACCGACCGUUUGCCCAGAAAAAUGCAAUGCUAGAUUUGCAGCAAAUUUCAAACCGUCAAGUUAUUCAGCAUUUAGGACCGUGACUGAAAGUAGUUAUCAAUUUUUGGCAAACGCGUUCGACAAAAGACUGGGUAUUUAUUUGGAAGAUAUGCAUCAUUAUGGAAUCAAUUAUUACAACGAACAAGCGGAAAUUAACAACAACAACAUAGAAGAGUACGCGAUAUAUGCUCAUCAAGGAUUUUUUGAACCGCGGAUGCAAAUAGAAGAGCCAUAAUAAACUAAUGGAUUGAAAGAUUGAAUGAAGUAGCUGUACUAGAUUGAGCGUAUGUUGGCAAAAAUUCAUUGUUAUAUGUUGAAUGACACAAUGUAAAUCAUAAUCUUUUUAAGGCUAAAACAGCAAAUGUGCCAAUAUGUUUCUUUAUUGUUCCGUUUUUUAAAAUUUUAGA